This is a messenger RNA of Aphanomyces astaci, 2387 nucleotides long. RefSeq lists its product as hypothetical. The transcript has a single exon. Bases 45 to 1082 code for a protein of 345 amino acids. The record is from RefSeq and is a predicted model, not a curated record. NCBI's taxonomy places the organism in Eukaryota, Oomycota, Saprolegniomycetes, Saprolegniales, Verrucalvaceae.
CCGGAUUUUGAAUUUUGUGUUUGUGGUUCACCAAACUCGCCAGCAUGGAGGACAGAGCGUUGCCGCCUGUACUGCCGUUGCCAUCUGUUACAGGCGCCUUGGACGCAGCAGCAGCAGCGAAUGGGAUGCCUGACGACGAAUCGGCCGACUCGGACUACGUGGAAGCAGCAGGAGCGCUCGGACCUGAUGGGAAUAGCAGCGACGAAAUCGACGACGACCGGCAGCAGACGGGCGCAGGGAAUGACGACGCCGACGACGAAGAAGAGUACUCGACAGAAAACACCAAGGUGAUUCAGUUGACCAACUACACAUGCUGUGCGAAGCGGUGCAUCUUUGGCCGGACGCGGGAGAUGGAUCUGUUCAUCGACUCGUUGGACGAAAUGACCAAGGAGAUGCAACACGCGUGUAUCCUCACGUCGUUGUCCAUCAGCGUCGCGCUGACCACCAAGCGCAAGUCCCGCGGCAAAGGCCUCCGUGCGCGGUACACGUACGUGAUGCCGUACCUGGGCAACGUGUGCAAGCAAGCGUUUGAAGCAUGCUUUGACAUCUCGGGCGGGUCACUCAACCGCCUUCGGAAGCAAGUGUCCACGUCCAUCGUCCCCAAGAAGCACGGGAACAUGUCCAACAAGAACGCCACGAGUGUCGACUACACCACCCUCAAAGCGUGGUUCUACCCCUACGCGACCUCGAUCGGACACUCUGUGCAAGCGCGGCGCAAGACGCGCGUCAAAACGGACGGCCACACGCACGUGCAGUAUCGCACGGACCAUGUGAUCGUGCUGCCGCCGUCGGUGACGUAUGAAAAGCUCCAUCAAGACUACUUGGCGCAUCUGUCCGCGAUACAGACGACCCCCUCGGCCGUCGUGACGUCGCGGCCGCGCCUCCCCAGCGAAAAAACGUUUCGCGAUUACAUCAAAAAGUCAUUUCCGGAUAUUCGCCUCGAUUCCGCCACUCCCCACAACGCCACCAAGCACUACCAUCACUCUCACCAUCAUUCUCACUCGACCAAACCCAUUAUUCCAGCUGCCGCCGCGCCUUCAUCAUCUUCGGUUUCAACCGUCAAGAAAACUUCCAACAUGUGAUCAUGUCGCCUUGUCAUGUGUGUAGUAUAUCAUCUAUGUAUGUCGUCGGCUACUUUUUGGCUCGACCCCAUGCAUUGGCCGAAGAUGGCGGCAGUGCCGCCGACGAUCGCACGUCCGCGUCGUCGUCGUCCUGCGUGUACGACGAGAACGACAGCGGCAGCUUUCGGCGCUGGGUGGUACUUGUGCCUUGUGUGGGUACUUGGGUUCCCCCAUCUCGCCAGGAGGAUGCUCCAUAGGUCGUCGUGGCGGUUGCGGGCGGCAACGGCGUGGCAGAUUGGGAAAACAAAGCCGAGAUCGUUUUUUGUUUCUUUCGUGUGCUGGAUGAUGGUGGCAAUGCGUCCGAGGUGCGUCGUGUUGCAGCCUUUCGCUUGGUUGCUGCCGGCGGUCGUUUCGAUGCGGCGGCGGGUUUGCGCGCUGUUUGCCUCAAGGGCGGCUCAUCAAAAUCACUCCCCGACGACGACAUUACCACCACCACAUGGUCGUCGUCGUUGUCGUCGUAGGUGGGCUGGUCGUCUGAAGAAUCCGAGAAUCGGUGCGUCGAUUGCUUCUUGUUGGCGUGUUUGGGUUGUUUCGCUGCUUUUCGUGCCGGAGUUGAAGUGGUUGCCUUGACACUAGCUGCCGCCGCCGCCCCACCACUACGACCUCGGCCAUGUUUGGCGGCAGUCGUGGUGAUGGGAGUGUGCCCGUCAUCGUCGCUAAGGCCAUCCAGAUCAUUGUCAUGUUCACCAUCUCCACGUUGGGUAGUAGUCGUCGUCUGCAACAUGCGCAAGACUUCGUGCGUGUCCAUGGCGCUCUGCCCCACAUGCACGGCCUGGGAUGCCUUGAUGCGCUCGAGGUUCUUCUCCACGAGGCUCUGGAUGUCGUGCUUGUUGAGCGUCGCCUUGUUCUUCUUGAGCGCGCCCUGUGACUCCUCGAGCACCGUGUCGUAGAUAUCCCCAAAUGCCGUGGGGAUGUUCUUGAACACAAAGUCGUCGAGGGCGUGGGCGAGGUUGGUUUCCGGAAGGAUUUCCAGCACCUUGUCCGACCCAGCCAAGUGAUUCGACAGCAAUUGCUCUACGCACAGCAUCGACGACGGCGGCGGCGGCGCGCCCGGUCGGAUCGGGUUCUUGAGGAGGCAUGCGGCGGAGCUCGCGUCGUCGUCGGUGGCGCCUUUUUUGUCGCGCGAAAACAACAAAAUGUCACUUGGAUUUGCCACCUUGCCCACGAAUUGGCUGCCAAAUCGCUGGUUGCCCAGGACUGGAAACCCUACGUUUUGCCAUUGUCGAUAUGAGUAAUCAACUGGUUUAUCAAUACAAGAUUCCAUGA